Molecule: messenger RNA, 1142 nt
Organism: Epinephelus lanceolatus (giant grouper)
Lineage: Eukaryota; Metazoa; Chordata; Actinopteri; Perciformes; Serranidae
Gene: smim12
Product: small integral membrane protein 12
Source: RefSeq, a predicted model, not a curated record
CCAGGAAGUGACAGACUGUCGCACAGAUAUUGCGUAUAUCUCCACUGCUGCACCAAAGUGCUAACGGUAAAGCACCCGGGAGCCAAAGCGGACUGCAGUCAUGUGGCCUGUAGUUUGGACGGCGGUACGGACCUAUGCCCCUUAUGUCACCUUCCCCGUGGCCUUUGUGGUGGGAGCAGUGGGCUACCACCUGGAGUGGUUUAUCAGAGGGACCCCAAAACCUCGGGAGGAGGUGAGCAUCCUGGAACUGAGGGAGGAGAGGAAGCUGCAGGAACAAGAGGGUAUGGACAGCACCCAGGUGCUUAGCCUCAAAGAGAAACUGGAGUUCACACCUAGAGCAGCUCUGAAUAGGAACCGGUCUGAGAAGAGCUAACCUGAGCUGGCGUGAGACACUUGCGAUUACCCUUUCUCAGCAGGAGGAUAAUGCAACGGGGCAACAAGGGUGAACCAGAAGGCAAAAACACCGUUUCCUCCUACUCACAUGAGCCAUACAUCCUCACUCCUGCAUCAGCUUACCUGUGUAAAAACACAAUUUGGACUUUUAUGGAGUCAAAUUUAGCUUUUAUGUGCUGGAUGUGAUUCUUAGACCUUCCCCUUGGUGUCACACAUAAAGCCUGUUCAUGCACUGAUCAACAAUUAAAACAAGACACUAUAAUUAAAACACCCUUAAAUACGGACCCAAGCUUUGAACUGAUGACAUGGUUUGACGGGCAUUGGUCAUUUUCUGUUAUAUUUAUAUCUAGUUGUGGUAUUAUGACACAACUGUUGUCUUCGCUGUUAAAUCACAUGCAAAUGAUGCAAGAGAUGACAAAGAUGCAAAUCAUCUUCAUGUUCCAAGUCUGUAGAAAAGCAUUUCUCCUUUUAAUCAUUUCUGUAUGUUGAGAAAGGACAUCUGAUUGUGAACAUAAAAGCGGAGGAAGAGGAGAGAGACAGGUCUUUGUUCUAGUUCCUUUUAUCUCAUGUAACCUUUGAUGGUAUGUGACAAAAGACGCCAACAGUGUGGGAGGUUUCUCAGGAAGUUUAAGCUAGUUAGUCUGGAAAAUCUACACAAUACUUUCAUUUUAGAAAGUCUGGAUGGUUUGCACACCAAGUUUUAAUUAUUAUGAAAAAUAUGAUGAAUAAAGGAAAUUUGUUUUCUGAAA